Amborella trichopoda is the source of this 2533-nucleotide messenger RNA. RefSeq names its product Transducin/WD40 repeat-like superfamily protein. Gene Ontology annotation, molecular function: protein binding. NCBI's taxonomy places the organism in Eukaryota, Viridiplantae, Streptophyta, Magnoliopsida, Amborellales, Amborellaceae. The record is from RefSeq and is a predicted model, not a curated record. Gene Ontology annotation, cellular component: MWP complex; microtubule organizing center. Gene Ontology annotation, biological process: microtubule anchoring at mitotic spindle pole body.
UGGGAAACAAAAACAAUGAUACAGUUACAUAACCGUUCCCCCCAAAUUGUUAGGGUUUUACAGUGAGCUUUCGCACUGAGAGUUCUUAGGGUUUACAUAGCCAUUGAUCUUGGUGAGAAGUUGUAGGUCUUCAGGGUUUUCUCUUUACCUGAGCUCAUUAUACAGAGUCUGCGAUUUUGGGGUUGUUUUAUCACUUUGGUUUGUAUAUAGAGAUCCGAGAAUCUCAGGGCCAACAACAAUGGCGAUUUGAGCUGUGGACAGUUCCUGUUCAUUUUCUAGGGCAGGAACUUGCAUUUUCAGAAGGAUUCGAGCCCUAGGAUUUAGCAUUUUGCAGAGAAAGUCAAGCUACUUCGAUUUCUAGGGUUUCCGGACAACCACCAUUCUCUCGGACUCAAUCAGAGCUGUACGUCUUACAAUGCCUUAAUAUGCAGAGGAAGUUGAGAGCUAAGAUUUUAGAGUUUUUGGUUCCAUGUGCUUGCUGAGGGAUCUAGAUCUGAAGUUACUGUUGCAAACUUUGAUUUAAUGUCAUGAAUACGGCUUCGGCAGUGCAUAAAAUGUAUCGUUUGGCUACGAUUUUUUAAACUAGGAAGUGAAAACCUUAAAAAAUGCUAAGAAAUGCAUUGUAGGCCAAAAAUGGUGAUUAUUUGAAGUGGAAUAUGGAUUUUACUGAUGCUUAUAAACAAUCAGGACCUUCUUGCUUCUCACCUAAUGCUCGUUAUUUGGCAGUGGCCGUUGAUUAUCGCCUUGUUAUCAGAGAUGUGCUCUCUCUCAAGGUUGUACAAUUCUAUUCAUGCAUGGACAAGAUAAGCUACAUCGAAUGGGCUCUUGAUUCAGAGUACAUUCUUUGUGGUCUCUACAAAAGGCCUAUGGUCCAGGCAUGGUCCCUAACCCAACCUGAAUGGACCUGCAAAAUUGAUGAAGGCUGUGCUGGAAUUGCUUAUGCAAGGUGGAGCCCUGAUAGCCGCCAUAUCCUCACAACAUCAGACUUCCAAUUGAGGCUAACUGUUUGGUCUCUAUUGAAUACGGCUUGUGUUCAUGUUCAAUGGCCAAAGCAUGCAUCAAAAGGUGUUUCAUUUACACAAGAUGGGAAGUUUGCCGCUAUUUGCACAAGGAGAGAUUGCAAGGACUACAUAAAUCUUCUAUCAUGCCAUUCAUGGGACAUUAUGGGUGUCUUUGCUGUUGAUACAAUAGACCUAGCCGACAUUGAGUGGUCCCCAGAUGAUAGUGCGAUAGUUGCUUGGGACUGUUCUCUUGAGUACAAGAUCCUUAUUUACUCCCCAGAUGGAAGGUGCCUCUUCAAGUAUCAAGCCUAUGAAAGUGGUUUGGGUGUUAAAACUGUAGCUUGGUCUCCAUGUGGCCAGUUCCUAGCAGUUGGUAGUUAUGAUCAGAUGCUAAGGGUCUUGAAUCAUCUAACAUGGAAGACUUUUGCCGAAUUUAUGCACAUACCCUCUGUUAGAGGGCCAUGUUCUGCUGCCAUUUUCAAGGAGGUGGAUGAGCCCUGGCAACUUGAUAUGUCGGAACUUUCUCUCAAUGAUGACUUUUCUCAGAAUAUAGACGGCAAUGGCACUCAAAAUACUCCAGAGACCCAUUUUAGUGUUCGGUACAAGGUAAUGGAUGUUCCAGUGAAUUUGCCUUUCCAGAAGCCCGCUUUAGACAAACCUAACCCAAAGCAGGGAGUUGGUUUACUUUCGUGGAGCAGCGAUAGCCAAUAUGUAGUAACCCGCAACGAUAGCAUGCCUACUGUCCUUUGGAUUUGGGACAUUUGCCACCUUGACCUGGCCGCUAUCCUUGUCCAGAAGGAGCCCAUUAGAGCUGCGGCUUGGGACCCGUCAAGCCCACGCCUGGUCCUAUGCACUAGUAGUCCUUACCUUUACAUAUGGACUCCAAGUGGUGCUUGUUGUGUUAGUGUCCCAUUGCCUGAUUUCUCAGUUUCAGACCUCAAAUGGAACUCAGAUGGAAGCUGCGUUCUUCUUAAAGAUAAGGAGGCUUUCUGUUGUGCUUCUGUGCCUAUCUUGCCGGAUUCUGAUGAUGAGAGCUCAGAAGGCUGAUGUGGGUCGUGGGAAUUGCAACUUUUAUUGGGUUUCUAGGGUGGGUUUUGGGGACUGAGUUUUCUUCGGUUUUUAGAGUCUCAUGGGAUGGAAAAGUAGUAGUGUUUGGAUGCCACUUGUUUUGAAAAUAUCAAUGAAAUGGAUGUUAGUUUUGAUGGGGGGAAUGGGAGGCCAGGGUUCUGAAAUGUGGUUUAAGCGUUGUGGUGUAAUGUGGAACCAUUGGAAGUGCUGAAGAGGUUAAAGGGUUUGAUCUUCUUUGAGAUAAUGAGAUGAGCUCAAAGAGGAUAACUAGGAGGAGGUGCUAUCCAUUUUGGGGGUUACGAACAAUAGAAGGCAAAUAUUGAUGAUAGAGUUGAACUUUCAUCUGUAUGGAAGUUGAAAUGGUACAGCAUGGUUUCUUUUCUUUCAUAUUCUGUUUUUUAAUACUGUUGGGUUGGCCUAUAUUUUAAGGGCACUUCAUUCAAGAGAAUUUGGGUUCUCCAUCA